AUGCGAGUAUUUUUGCAACAAGAUGAAACUGCAAAUGUGUUUGCGAAGCAGUUGUUAGACAUUGGAAAUAAUAAAGUUGCAGUGGACACCUCGACCGGAUUCAUCACAUUACCUACAGAUUUCUGUCACAUCACAGACUCAAAAAUGGAGCUUAUUCAGCGAGUUUUCCCAGAUAUAGCGCAAAAGUUCAAUAACCAUAAUUGGCUGGGUGAACGAGCAAUAUUAGCACCGAAAAAUAAAGAUGUCGAGGAUCUUAAUGCGACUACUCAGAAUUUUCUUCCAGGACAGUUGGUUUCCUUCAAAUCAGUCGACACCGUAAUGAACCAGGAUGACGUAAUCAAGUAUCCCACUGAGUUCUUAAAUUCACUGGAAUUGCCUGGAUUACCACCUCACAAUUUGCAGUUAAAAGUAGGAUCAGUUGUCAUCAUGCUGCGUAACAUUAAUCAACCACGACUAUGCAAUGGAACCAGACUGGCUGUGAAAAGACUGAUGAAUAACGUCAUUGAGGCGACAAUCAUAAAAGGAAAAUACAAAGGAGAGGAUGUCUUGAUCCCGCGGAUACCGAUGAUUCCAAAGGACUUACCAUUCGAUUUUAAACGCUUACAAUUUCCAGUACGUAUGGCCUUUGCGAUGACCAUAAAUAAAUCGCAAGGACAGUCGUUAGAAACAUUGCAUCUGCGUUCACCGCAGAAGCGACCGCCAUCCGCAGCGCAAUCAUCAUAG
Molecule: messenger RNA, 723 nt
Organism: Anastrepha obliqua
Lineage: Eukaryota; Metazoa; Arthropoda; Insecta; Diptera; Tephritidae
Exons: 2
Coding region: 1-723 (240 amino acids)
Source: RefSeq, a predicted model, not a curated record